AUGUCCCAUUUUCAGGACGAUCUCCUAACUGAAGUAUUUCAGUUUGAAUCCAACGUGACCGCACUGAAGAAAGUGCUGGAUGGAUACACAACGGAAGUCAACGAGUUCCAGCACUUGGACGAAGAUAUCCAACGACUGGAAACCAUCAGCAGUGUGUUCUGUUCCUCACUGGACAAAGCAGUUCAGCAGAUGGUUCCCAAGAUUAUUGAGGAAAUUGAUUUCAAAAACCAACAGUUGGAUCACCUCAGUCAGUCCAGAAGAAAUUGUGAAAAUAAACUAAAGGCACAGCAAGAGAAGAUUAGCCAACUCGAAUUUGAACUGGCUGCAGCUAGAGACCAAGCUCUUGGGCAAUUUGAAUCCGUCUCCUGGAUUGGUUCAAUUAUGGGGGCAAUGCUGUGGAAAUCAUGCAAGCAGCACGAAAGCGUCAAAGCCCUCAUCGGAACCGACAGCCUGCGGGACUUUCUCGGUAUGGCCAAUUGUGUGCUGAGCAGCUUUGUCGCUCGCCAAGCAUCGGGUUCUGCCAGCCUGUCUUCCGAGAGUGAGGAUUACAAGUUCCUUGCAACGAUCUGUGGAGCUCUCACCAACUUGGCAGCAUUUCCCGAAGGGAGGGCACACCUGGCCACUGAAACAGAUGGACUGAUGUUCGCAAACAAUCUGCUACUAGCAGUGGAAUUGUUCCGGAUGCCGGAAGGAAAGCUUCUGAAGCGGAUGUCCCUAACGUUUGUGUACAACAUUUGUCUCGAAAACAACGGAGCCAGAUUCUUAAUUGGGGACGAGAGCCGUUUUGCGAGUGUCGUUCGCUGUUUGGACUUGACCAAUUCGGAAGACGUGCUAACAUUAACCGUUGGGCUGCUGAUGAGAUUGAUUAAAGCAGUUUCGGAUUUUAGGAUGAAAGCGGUCAUCGCUUCGAAGAUUCCCAAAGAGAUCACCAAGCAGAUUGCAAACACCAACAACCCACAGUUGAAGGAAACAGCCGCUCAUCUGCUGGAUUUGAUCGAAUUCGAUUGGAUUAAGGCGGCUGUAAACAAUGUAAAUUGAGGUCAGUUUAAGAAAAAAAAAAUAACAUUU
Messenger RNA from Ochlerotatus camptorhynchus, 1068 nucleotides. RefSeq lists its product as uncharacterized. Gene Ontology annotation, cellular component: cytosol. The record is from RefSeq and is a predicted model, not a curated record. Bases 1 to 1038 code for a protein of 345 amino acids. Lineage: Eukaryota; Metazoa; Arthropoda; Insecta; Diptera; Culicidae. The transcript is spliced from 3 exons.